AUGUCUGCACUAGUCAGCAGCAUCGAGCCAAAGGCAAGCUAUCAAUCUUUGACAGGGUUCACCCCCAUAGAACUGCUACAAGAUGCAACCUCGUCGAAUGCGUUUCAUAAUGCAGGAGAAAGACGAGAUCCCCCACGAUGCCAUCGCAAUACACGGGUCGCAAUACUGGAAAAAAUCUUGCUCUGGAUUCGUAAAUGCACCCCCUUGAAUCAAGAACGGGUGGUUUUGUGGAUAUACGGGCCAGCUGGAGCUGGGAAGUCAGCCAUAGCGCAGACUAUCGCAGACUUUUGUUUCUAUCAUAAACUGCUACUCGCAGGCUUUUUCUUCGCGAGGUCGGACCCCACGAGGAACCACUCUCGAUCACUCAUUCCGACACUAUCAUACCAAAUAGCGGAACAUUUCCCCGACGUGCGCGACUGCAUUCUCAGAAACAUAGAACUCGAUCCUCUUAUCUUCACGCGGUCUUUAGAAGCCCAACUCCACUCACUCAUACUCGAGCCACUGCGGCCUCUUGUUCAAUCAGGAUAUUUUGCAACGGAGAACUCGAGGCGCGUAAUUGUCAUUGAUGGCCUGGACGAGUGUAUAAGACGCGACGAGCAGGUACGGAUACUGGAUGCUCUCUCGUGCGCUUUACAAAACUUCAAUCUACCUCUACUAUUGCUUUUCUGCUGCCGACCAGAACAUGAUAUUCAGGCUUCCUUUCGGUCUGGAUAUUUGCACAGGAUCACUACUUCCUUGCCGUUAGAUGACGACUACCAGGCAUAUGUUGACAUUGAACGCUAUUUGUGCGACCACUUUGCGAACCUCAGACGAACACAUCCGUUUAGGGACCAUAUACCUUUAAAUUGGCCCAGUAAAGAGGUCAUUGGACAGCUGGUGGCCAAAUCCUCAGGUCAAUUCAUCUAUGCCGCUACAGUCGUGAAAUUCGUGUCGUGCCGUCGUCACCGUCCUACCAGUCAACUUGAUAUUGUUCUUGGAAUUCGUGCCGCCAACAGUGCACUGCCAUUUGCAGAGCUCGAUGCUCUAUAUAUGCACAUACUUUCCUCCCUCGAUAACCCGAAUCCUGCCCUUCAAAUCCUUGCAUUCCAGAUUCUGUCAAAAUCCAAGCAGGUGGAAAUAAUAGAUCACGUCGGACACAUGGAGAAGAUACUUUGUAUGAAUACCGGCGACGCCGACGUAGCUCUUUGUGACCUUGGCUCAAUCCUCAAAUUGACUAAUCAUGGUACCGAUACUGGGACACAAGAUAGACGUCUGCAUAUUUUUCAUGCAUCUAUUGAGGAUUUUCUUCUUGACGAGGCUCGAUCGGGAAUAUUUCACAUCGAUGCGCCUUCAAAGCAUGCCGAGUUCGCGAUUUUAUACAUGCAGCAUUUCAGCAGAACAUCUGAAGUGCUUCAAUUAGGAGGUCUCUUCUACAUCAACUCUCACAUAAAGGAAUCGCUUCCGCUACCCUCCUUGCGAGCAGAGAUUUUAAAGUUCACGGAGUCCGUUCUUGUACCCGAUAUUCCAAAGAACCGUCAGUAUCAUGCACUUUACAUCAACAACGAUCUCCUGGGGUUCCUGGAAACAAUCUUGCAAUCUAAAUUUGAGGACGCCGCAGCACUGCACGAAAGCGUUCGUGUACAGCUGAAUCUCUGCGAUGAAGAGGCAUCUUUUCUUGAUACUUUGUUCGUUGGCCUUUAA
Molecule: messenger RNA, 1680 nt
Organism: Psilocybe cubensis
Lineage: Eukaryota; Fungi; Basidiomycota; Agaricomycetes; Agaricales; Agrocybaceae
Exons: 4
Coding region: 1-1680 (559 amino acids)
Source: RefSeq, a predicted model, not a curated record